Pelobates cultripes (western spadefoot toad) is the source of this 1579-nucleotide messenger RNA. Lineage: Eukaryota; Metazoa; Chordata; Amphibia; Anura; Pelobatidae. The record is from the annotation of a GenBank genome assembly.
AUGGCAGCAAGUCACAGAGAUUUGGAACACACACAAUUUAGAUUUUAUGUUAUGGUGCUCAUACUGGCCCUUUAAGCAGGUUUGAUGAGGAAACCUAUAUAUUUGGGUUAUAUUUUACAGCAACCUUGAGUAUAAGUGAAGGGUUCCAAAUUAGAAUGUGCGUAAACUAAGGAUAGAACAUGGUAGCUGAAUAGUAAACAUUGCACAAUUUCAAGUAACAUCCAAAGUGCAGGACAGCUGUUCACCAGAGGGUGAACUCACUCAAGAGUGAGGUGAUAGUACAGUUGGAAAACAUAGGUUGCAAUAAGGAUUAGCACAGUGUACACACAGCACAGUGACCCACACUGUACACACACACAAACACAACUACCCACACUAUACACACAGCACAGCGACCAACACAGUACACACACACAAACACAACUACCACACUAUACACACAGCACAGCGACCCACACUGUACACACACACAAACACGACUACCCACACUGUACACACAGCACAGCGACCCACACUGUACACACACACAAACACAACUACCCACACUAUACACACAGCACAGCGACCCACACUGUACACACACACAAACACGACUACCCACACUAUACACACAGCACAGCGACCCACACUGUACACACACACAAACACGACUACCCACACUAUACACACAGCACAGCGACCCACACUGUACACACACACAAACACGACUACCCACACUGUACACACAGCACAGCGACCAACACAGUACACACACACAAACACAACUACCACACUAUACACACAGCUCAGAGACCCACACUGUACACACCCACACCUGGGCUACCACACUGCACACACAGCUCAGCUACCCACACUGUACACACAGAUCAGCUACCCACACUGUACACACACACAAACAAGACUACCCACACUGUACACACAGCUCAGCUACCCCCACUGUUCACACACACACCUCGCCUACCCACACGAUAGACACAGCUCAACUACCCACACUGUACACAGACACACACCUCGGCUACCCACACUAUACACACAGCUCAGAGACCCACACUGUACACAGACACACACCUCGGCUACCCACACUAUACACACAGCUCAGAGACGCACACUGUACACCUCGCCUACCCACACGAUAGACACAGCUCAACUACCCACACUGUACACAGACACACACCUCGGCUACCCACACUAUACAUACAGCUCAGAGACCCACACUGUACACACACACAUACCUCGGCUACCCACACUAUACACACAGCUCAACUACCCACACUGUACACACACACACACACACACACCUUGGCUACCCACACUAUACACACAGCUCAGAGACCCACAAUGCACACACACAUACCUCGGCUACCCACACUGCACACACAGCUCAGCUACCCCCACUGUACACACACACACACAAACACCUUGGCUACCCACACUGUACACACAGCUCAGCUACCCAUACAGUACACAAAGCUCAGUGACCCACAAUGUACAGACACAGCUACCCACACUGUACACACACAGCUCAGCAGCUAUCCACACUGGACACACACAGUUCAGCUAUCAACACUGCUACUCAUAA